This is a messenger RNA of Necator americanus (New World hookworm), 255 nucleotides long. RefSeq lists its product as uncharacterized. The record is from RefSeq and is a predicted model, not a curated record. Lineage: Eukaryota; Metazoa; Nematoda; Chromadorea; Rhabditida; Ancylostomatidae. The transcript has 3 exons. The coding region runs from base 1 to 255 and encodes 84 amino acids.
AUGGACUAUGGUAAUGCGGUGGGGAUGGAGAGGCUCAUUUCUAUUCUAUGUGUGACGUACUCCUGGGCGUUCCUUACAAUGUUCCGGGUGCAGCAAGGUCCUCCGACUCCUCCUCCAAUCAACACGCGUUUCGCCAUUAUCAACACUAUCUACAAUAAUCCCUUCCACUGGUCGGUGUUCAAAGGUCUAGUUGGAUUCGCAGUUGGUGUGGUGAUUGCUCGGACUGUCAGUGAGGAGUGGGCCAACUCUGUCUGA